CGCACGCCCUCACGCCACCCGACACCCCCAAGACCGCCCAAAGAAUUUCCAUUUCGGCGUAUUUUUUCCUCUUCUCCAACCUCCCCCUUCCCCUUCUCUCCACCGCCUCGCUCCCGGGCCCCGGCCAUGCUGACCCCGCGCGUCCUCAAACUCUCGCUGCUCCGCCGCCUCCGCUCGGCCGCCGAGCUUCCUCCGCUGUGGCGGCCUCGGGUGUUCCCUAUGCGGAAUCAUCAUUCUAGAGGUUAUUCUAAUGGUGGAAGCUCCAAGUAUGACAGGCCAAUGAUACAAUUUUCUGAAAAGAAUGAGUCAAAUCCUCAGCCAUUGAUAUACUACAUUGCCCCAUCUGCUCUACUAGUUUUUGCUGGACUAGCUGCUUUUGUUCAUUACAAUGAUGAGAGGCGUGCGGUUCCCUUAGCUAAAGGAGCAGGACAGACCAGUGUUCCCAAAAGGUGUACUACCAAUAGGCCUGCAAUAGGAGGGCCAUUUAAGCUAUAUGAUACAGAAAACAAUGUGGUGACUGAAUCAAAGCUUCGAGGAAAUUGGACUCUGAUGUACUUUGGCUAUACAUCAUGCCCAGAUGUGGGGCCAGAUGAAGUUCAGAAGAUGGCUGAUGUUAUUAAGCUGUUAGAGUUAAAGUAUGAUAUCAAGAUUGCACCACUCUUUAUCACAAUUGAUCCUCAACGUGAUUCACCUGCUCAGCUUAAGGCAUACCUUAGUGAAUUUGACCCAAGAAUAGUAGGACUAACGGGCUCCAUCAGUGCAGUAAGACAGAUUGCACAGGAAUACCGUGUUUUCUUUAAAAGAGUAGAGGAAGUUGGUCAGGACUAUCUUGUAGAAAGCUCUCAUAAUAUGUACUUGUUAGAUCCAUGCUUGGACACAGUAAGGUGCUUUGGAGCUGAGUAUGAGGCAUCAGAUCUUGCUGAGGCGAUAACAACGGAGAUCCAGAAGGCAUCUGCUUCAUCAACGAAUUAGUCGAGGGUCUAAUAUGGCAGUAUAAGCAGUUCUCCAAUCUUUUUCUGUGAAGCACCUCCUCGCCCCUGUAUAGUGCUCACAAAAGGGUGUCACGGUGGACCUUCCAUUUAGCUCUGCCUUCAGUGAACCGAAUCAAGCUCCUAUUCUCCCUCUUGCUGUGUAAGAUUCGAGCAUAACUGUACAAAAUGGCAUUUCACGCGACGAAGUAGCUUCAGAGUUACAAAUCA
Molecule: messenger RNA, 1199 nt
Organism: Phragmites australis (common reed)
Lineage: Eukaryota; Viridiplantae; Streptophyta; Magnoliopsida; Poales; Poaceae
Product: protein SCO1 homolog 2, mitochondrial-like
Exons: 8
Coding region: 127-972 (281 amino acids)
Biological process (GO): mitochondrial respiratory chain complex IV assembly
Source: RefSeq, a predicted model, not a curated record